AUGAAGUCGCUCUGUGUGGUAGCCUUGCUGGCGUUGGUAGCGGUUGGUGCGGCCGAAUGGAUCGACAUUGACUGGUCGCAGGUCAAGCCGAUCGAUGAGUUCGACCACUACUGGACGCGCCUCCCGGCUGAGCUGCAGAUUCUGCGUCACGCACGGCCCUCGGCACGCAUCGUGAAUGGUGCCGAAGCCCUGCCCGGACAGUUCCCGUACCAGAUUGCGCUGUUGAGUACCUUCGCCGCUGGCUCGGGACUGUGCGGAGGCACUGUCAUCACCAACAACUACAUCCUGACGGCGGCUCACUGUGUGGUGGAUGGAGAUGGAGCGGUGGCCAUCGGAGGUACCGCGAUCCUCGGAGCGCACAACCGCGAAGUCGUCGAGCCAUCCCAGCAGCGCAUUGCCUUCACCCAGGCUGGAAUAAGCGUGCAUCCCUCGUACAACCCGGCGCUGAUCCGCAACGACAUUGCGACCGUGCGUCUGAGCACUCCGGCGGUCUUCAAUGACCGCGUUCGGCCGAUCGAUCUGCCGGCACUCUCCGAUAGCCGUGACUUCGCCGGACUGGAAGGAACCGCUUCCGGCUUCGGACGCACCUCUGAUGCCCUUCCCGGAGCAUCGCCGGUGGUGAUGUUCACCCGCAACCCAGUCAUGUCGAACGCCGCCUGCCAGAGCGCCUGGAACAUCAUCCUGGUGUCGGCCCAGAACGUUUGCCUCGAUGCCACCGGUGGUCGAUCACCGUGCAACGGUGACUCUGGUGGUCCGCUGGCAGUGCAGGACGGUGGCAACAGCCUCGAGGUCGGUAUUGCCUCGUUCGUGUCCGCUCAGGGCUGUGCAUCGGGCAUCCCGUCCGUUUGGGUGCGCGUCUCCUUCUACCGAGACUUCAUUGCGGAGAACUCGGACUACGUGUUCCGUCCUUAA
This is a messenger RNA of Anopheles coustani, 912 nucleotides long. RefSeq names its product brachyurin-like. The transcript has a single exon. The record is from RefSeq and is a predicted model, not a curated record. Gene Ontology annotation, molecular function: serine-type endopeptidase activity. Gene Ontology annotation, biological process: proteolysis. Bases 1 to 912 code for a protein of 303 amino acids. Lineage: Eukaryota; Metazoa; Arthropoda; Insecta; Diptera; Culicidae.